Molecule: messenger RNA, 1127 nt
Organism: Beta vulgaris subsp. vulgaris (sugar beet)
Lineage: Eukaryota; Viridiplantae; Streptophyta; Magnoliopsida; Caryophyllales; Amaranthaceae
Product: abscisic acid receptor PYL2
Exons: 1
Coding region: 173-766 (197 amino acids)
Biological process (GO): abscisic acid-activated signaling pathway
Cellular component (GO): cytoplasm; nucleus
Molecular function (GO): abscisic acid binding; protein phosphatase inhibitor activity; signaling receptor activity
Source: RefSeq, a predicted model, not a curated record
AUGUCACCAUCUAAGACUCAUUCAAUUUCAAAGAACAUAAACCCUUAUUAAAAAGCUCACAAGUUCCCCUUUCUCACUUUCAUUUUCCAAACUCUCCAAUCUUCCUUCCUUCCUCUCCAAUUUCCCUCCUCCCACACGUGUGCUAGCUCUCAACAAUUGCAUAGCUAGCUUCAUGAACACCCAAGCACCACCCCCACCACCAUCACCACCAUCAUCACCACCUCAAGGCCUAACCAAAGAGGAGUACACCACCCUACAACCCCUCAUCCAAACCUACCACACUUUCCACCCAAAUCCACCCAACACAACCUCCUCCCUUAUCACCCAACGCAUCGACGCCCCGGCCGAUACCAUCUGGCCGUAUGUACGCAGUUUUGACAACCCACAGCGGUACAAACACUUCAUAAAGAGCUGCCGUAUGACCUCGGGUAAUGGCUCAUCUGUCGGCAGUGUCCGCGAGGUCAGCGUCGUGUCCGGUCUACCUGCUUCGACUAGCACCGAACGCCUUGAACUUCUCGACGAUCAACACCGCGUCAUUAGCUUCCGUGUUGUUGGUGGACAACAUCGCCUACGCAACUACAAGUCUGUCACAUCGCUCAAUGAGUUCUACACCAACGAUGAACAAGUUUAUACAAUAGUGUUGGAGUCUUAUAUUGUUGAUAUUCCUGAAGGUAAUUCUGCUGAAGAUACUAAGAUGUUUGUUGAUACUGUUGUCAAGCUUAAUCUACAAAAACUUGGGGUUCUUGCAAUGCACGGAAAUGAAUGAUCUAUAUUCUAUAUAUAGUAUAUGGCAACAAAUUUUGUAUUUCUUGCAAAAGUAUAUGGUAUAGCUCUCAAAAUUUGGAGGAUACCAUAGGUCUGAUAACAGUUUUUAUUUUUUCCCUCCUUUUUCUGUUUAUCCAUAUAAUUUGGCAUGGGUAUGUUGAUUAUUCUGGCCAAUGAUCUCUACUUAUUUUUAAACACCCCUAAAAACAUUAUGUAGUUAGUAUUGGUCUUCUUUUUUUUUUCCUUUUUUCUUUGAACUUUUGUAUGGAUUUUUGAUGGUUGGAUGGUUCAUUCCUCCCAUUUGGUAAUUCCCAAAAAAAAUUAUUAAAAAAAGAAAUGAAGACUCUCUUGUUUUGCAAAUA